Brenthis ino (lesser marbled fritillary) is the source of this 1083-nucleotide messenger RNA. The record is from the annotation of a GenBank genome assembly. Lineage: Eukaryota; Metazoa; Arthropoda; Insecta; Lepidoptera; Nymphalidae.
AUGUACACUUUUCUUCGAAUUCGGCAGCUAUGGAUACACGUAAGAAAGUUUCUAGCCGUUGAAUUCGGUAAAACCGAUGAGACAAUUUUUAUCGAGCGGUAUAAUAUCGCUUUGGAACAAAAGUACGAUUUAGGAGAUCAUGCCAAGUCUUUAGAUGCAGUUUAUUUCAAUGGAAUGUCUCAAAAUGGAGAAGCGGUAGUUUGUGGGCUCGCGAGAAGACCACAACGUAUGUGCGACUCCUUUUUAUAUUUAAAGAUCAAUGGUGAAGAUCUCCUUCUUUCGCCCAGCCUCCCAGAUACAUAUUUACAAAAAGGUGAAGAGGAUGGCGACGAAUACAGUGUAAAAGGACUUUCUAUAAGUAAUGUUAUGCCAAUGCGCGUUUGGAACUUGUCGUACGUUGGAGACAUGAAGCCAAGAAGUAAUCCCAACAAAACAGUUAAAAUUUCCGCAAGUUUAACAUGGAGUGCAGAAUGGCCGCAAUUUGAAUAUAACACACAAAUGGCGCCGCAAAGUAUGGCCGAUGAUAUGGCAAGGGAGCCAUGGUCUAGGGAUUACUUCAGACUAGUCAAAAAAUUACAUCAAACCCACUAUGAACAAAUGGGAUGUCUAACAGGAACUGUGGACAUUGACAGCAAAACUUACCGCAUAGACAUGCAAUGUCUCAGAGAUCGCAGUUUUGGUCCUCUCCGAGAAUGGCGCAAUUUCCAUCGUUAUGUGUACCAUUUUAUUUUUCUCGAGAAUGGCGACUGUAUGGCUGUAGGAAGUGUAUCCCAACCUGCUACAAUGUCACACCUCACAAUAGGAUAUUUAUGCCGGAAAGCAGAUCAGAGUGUUGUCGCUGUGGACUCGUCAGAUUAUCAACUUUACCAACAUGCAGAAAAUCGAAUACUUCCAAAAGAUUAUGGAUUUACAUUUAAAGCAGGAGAAAAAUCAUAUGAAGUUCGUGUACAAUUAAUAGAUGAAGAUCAAUUCUACAUUGGCAAAGAUAGAGAAGCAAAGUUGUACGAAAGAUGGAGCAACGUCGAAAUAAAUGGUGUCAAAGGCAAGGCUUGUGUAGAAUGGCACUUCAAUAAUACACAAAAA